CCGCUUCCGAGGAGCCCGGGGCACGCCGGGAACGGCCAGGCCGCCCUCCUCCCGGCAGCCUCGGCGGGUCCGGCCACAGGGACCAACAGCACCGGCCAGAGCGCAGCGCGGGCGCACCGCGCGAGGGCCCUGCCUCGUCAAGGGAGGCAGCGAGAAACGGCCGCGACGAACGAAAUAAAACCUUCCUCCACUACUGGGACACAGCUCGCGUCCGAGGAAGCAGAACACACAGGCCGCGGAGCUUUCCGAAAGGCUUCGCGCCGGAACCCGCGACCAGCACGGAGGCCCCCACCCUUUUUGAGAAGCCGGGUCAAGCGCGCUGUGGCUGGGCGACCUUUGGGCGGAGGCAAAGGGCAGGGCUGCCCCGCACAGGUUCCGCCCCCACUUUAGCGUCCUCGCCCCGCCCAAGCCCCGCCCAGCAGCCCAAGGGCCAAACCCCCGCGACGCAUGCGUGCUGCUUCCCGCGCGCCUCCACCUGCCGUGCGCUUCCGCCGCUGGCCAGGCUCUUCUGCCCUUCCCCCUCCUGUACGGCCGCCACUCUGCGCCCGGCUUCGUUCUCACAACCCGGUUCUGCCCACACCUGCCCUUCAGCCUUGUGAACAGUGGCUGUAGAACAAUCUCAGGCCCUGCAGACCCACCUCCCUCGCUCCCGUGGUGGCGGUGGAGAAGGGCUGGGGACGUGGGGUAGAAAAAUGGGCGGGAUGUGGGAGGCCGCGGUGCUGGGGCCCACUUCCGGAGGAUGGGCGGAAGUGGCGGCGGCGGAUGGUGGGAGGGGGAAGGAGUGCGAGGGGAGGGCCGGGCCGCUGGGGGUCGAGGGGGUGGGGCCUGGGCCGGCGCUGGGGAUCGGGCCUGGGCCCUGGAUUGCUAGCCGGGCGGGCCGCGGCUCCUAGCCGAGGCGGGGCGGGUGGGAACCAGGUUAACACGAAAAUCUGCCACCUGGGCCAUGCGGCUUCUAAGGCCUGUUUCUUAUGAGCCUCCGCAGAAGACAGAUGGGUCCGUUCUUACAGUGGAUAACUUCCCCUGCCUGAGCAAGAGAUGGGAUAGUAUCUGGGAUCUGCCCAUCACCAGACUCUGAGCUUAAUAAGGCAGCUGAAUGAAGGGAGGUAACGGACCCCUGAGAGGGGCACUGAAGUCUGCAGUGGGGGGGGAGGGGCCUGGACGCACCCCUUCCCCCCCAGACUCCUCCCCGUCAGGGUCAGCUCAGCCAUGGACUUUGGACCUGGAUAAGAAGAGAGAAGCUGCACUUUGGUGGAUCUGAUUUGGGAUUCUCAGUUUUGAAAAUGGAGUGCUGAAUGGGGGUUUGAUGAUCUCCUGGGGAGCAACUGAGACAAGAGGAAAGGUACUGCUGGCUGCAUAAUGAAUCUCCCCAGAACUUAGUGGCUUACAGCAACAGAAUCAUUUCAUUAACGUCUCAGCUGUGUGGUUCUUGCUUGUGGUCUUUCACACGGUUGCAGUCAGGUGCAUGGCUGCUUCCUAAUCCCAUAGUCCAGAGGAAGCGUCCCCAGGACUGCAGGCAAGGGAGCCGGGCAAGCCGCGGGCAGCCUCGAGCCCUCCCCGGUGGGGGCCAGGAUGCUGAAGAAGCAGUCUGCAGGGCUUGUGCUGUGGGGCGCUAUCCUCUUUGUGGCCUGGAAUGCCCUGCUGCUCCUUUUCUUCUGGACACGCCCAGCACCCGGCAGGCCACCCUCAGUCAGUGCUCUGGAUGACGACCCCGCCAGCCUCACGCGGGAAGUGAUUCGCCUGGCCCAAGACGCCGAGGUGGAGCUGGAGCGCCAGCGUGGGCUGCUGCAGCAGAUCGGGGAUGCCCUGUGGAGCCAGCGGGGGAGGGUGCCCACAGCGGGCCCUCCCGCCCAGCCGCACGUGCCUGUGACCCCAGCGCCAGCGGUGAUUCCCAUCCUGGUCAUUGCCUGUGACCGCAGCACUGUUCGGCGCUGCCUGGACAAGCUGCUGCACUACCGGCCCUCGGCUGAGCUCUUCCCCAUCAUCGUCAGCCAGGACUGUGGGCACGAGGAGACGGCGCAGGCCAUCGCCUCCUACGGCAGCGCGGUCACGCACAUCCGGCAGCCCGACCUGAGCAGCAUCGCGGUGCCGCCGGACCACCGCAAGUUCCAGGGCUACUACAAGAUCGCGCGGCACUACCGCUGGGCGCUGGGCCAGGUCUUCCACCAGCUUCGCUUCCCCGCGGCCGUGGUGGUGGAGGAUGACCUGGAGGUGGCCCCGGACUUCUUCGAGUACUUCCAGGCCACCUAUCCGCUGCUGAAGGCCGACCCCUCCCUCUGGUGCGUCUCGGCCUGGAAUGACAACGGCAAGGAGCAGAUGGUGGACCCCGGCAAGCCCGAGCUGCUCUACCGCACCGACUUCUUUCCCGGCCUGGGCUGGCUGCUGCUGGCCGAGCUCUGGGCCGAGCUGGAGCCCAAGUGGCCGAAGGCCUUCUGGGACGACUGGAUGCGCCGGCCGGAGCAGCGGAAGGGCCGGGCCUGCAUACGCCCCGAAAUCUCCAGAACGAUGACCUUUGGCCGCAAGGGUGUGAGCCACGGGCAGUUCUUUGACCAGCACCUCAAGUUCAUCAAGCUGAACCAGCAGUUUGUGCACUUCACCCAGCUGGACCUCUCCUACCUGCAGCGGGAGGCCUAUGACCGGGACUUCCUCGCCCGCGUCUACGCGGCUCCCCAGCUGCAGGUGGAGAAAGUGAGGACCAAUGAUCGCAAGGAGCUGGGGGAGGUGCGGGUGCAGUAUACCGGCAGGGACAGCUUCAAGGCCUUCGCCAAGGCUCUGGGUGUCAUGGAUGACCUUAAGUCGGGGGUUCCGAGAGCUGGUUAUCGGGGUAUUGUCACCUUCCAGUUCCGGGGCCGCCGUGUCCACCUGGCGCCCCCGCCGACGUGGGAGGGCUACGAUCCUAGCUGGAAUUAGCCUGUCCUUCGUGGGCCCCUCCUUACCGCAUCAUGAGCUGAGGUGGGACCACAGUCCCCAGGCUGCAUCGGCCUGCCUGUGUUUCCCUCUUAGGUGCAUUUAUCUUUUUGAUUUUUCCGAGUGGCAUUUAAGUGCACAAAUGAUAAGGUGAGGAUGAUUCUCCCGUUCUCAAGGGAGUCAGAUCAGGGGAACUAUUCUAGGGUAUGUUGCUGGGUAUUAAGCAGGAAACCACUGUGUGGUAGGGGGACACUGGCCAGAAAUGUCCACCUCCUGAGUUUUCUCCUGGAGCAUGUGCAGAGAGUUUGGCAACGUUUGCCCUCUUGACCAGACCCUUCUCCCUGACCUGGCUUUUCCAGCCAGGGCAUGAGCCCUCCUUCUAUACCUGUUCCCUUUCCCCCAGUGGGAGCUGGGUUAUGGGAGAAGGGGACAUAUUUGUGGCCAAAAUGAUACUAACCAAAGGGGCUGCCUUGUCAGGGCCUGGUGGAGUUGGUGGCUCACUGCCCCUGUCCUCUCCUUGUCUCUGACCCCCACUUAGCCCUUCUCUCCCUGCAGCCUAGCAGUCUAUCGUUUUGAGAUGGAAAGUUGAAGGGGGCAAGCAAAACCUCUCCUCAGCCUGUGCCCAGCUUUCAGGGGAGAGGUGCAGGGAGGAAGGCUUGUGCUGGGACAACCCCUCUCUUGCCUUACCUCAGAGAGGGACUAUGCCCUGACCCCUCCUUUCUGAAAAUCAGUCCCCUCCCUCUUGCUCUAGGAGGCUCCUGCUGGCUUGGUAGAAGACAAAAUUCGAUCCGCGUGUCCCUUUUUCCUCUGGGGUUUGGCGCACAGGCUCCUCCCUGCAGGCUGUGGUUCUGGUGGCCUCUCAGCAUGAGGUGGAGCAGCGACCAGGACGCCUCUGGCCCAGUGCUGCCCAGCCUCCCUGCCCACUCCCAGGCGCCCCGUGUCCUCACAGGCCAGGAUGCCAUGGUGGGGUGGAGAGGACUUGGUGGAUUUUCGCUUCUUGCCUGACCUCAGUUUCAUGAAAGAAAGUGGAAGCUACAGAAUUAUUUUCUAAAAUAAAGUAAAGGCUGAAUUGUCUGAAAAAUA
This is a messenger RNA of Chlorocebus sabaeus (green monkey), 3987 nucleotides long. The record is from RefSeq and is a predicted model, not a curated record. NCBI's taxonomy places the organism in Eukaryota, Metazoa, Chordata, Mammalia, Primates, Cercopithecidae.